Messenger RNA from Brassica oleracea var. oleracea, 1164 nucleotides. RefSeq names its product serine/arginine-rich SC35-like splicing factor SCL33. Gene Ontology annotation, cellular component: nuclear speck; cytoplasm. The record is from RefSeq and is a predicted model, not a curated record. Bases 101 to 964 code for a protein of 287 amino acids. The transcript is spliced from 6 exons. Gene Ontology annotation, biological process: mRNA splicing, via spliceosome. Lineage: Eukaryota; Viridiplantae; Streptophyta; Magnoliopsida; Brassicales; Brassicaceae. Gene Ontology annotation, molecular function: RNA binding.
AUUCAGACAGCAAAGCUUUCUCAUGCUAUUGUCUUAUCGCCGCCGUUCGUCACCACCGACCUUCGUUCUCCGAUAGAGAGGUUGUUGCAAGCUUGCCGCAAUGAGGGGAAGGAGCUACACUCCGUCACCACCAAGGGGGGGUUAUGGGAGGAGGGGUCGAUCCCCAAGCCCUAGAGGAGGAGGAGGAGGCCGAUACGGAGGAGGUCGCAGCAGGGACCUCCCCACCAGUCUUUUAGUUCGUAAUCUACGCCAUAAUUGCAGGCAAGACGAUCUCAGGAGGUCGUUUGAGCAGUUCGGCCCUCUCAAGGACAUUUACUUGCCAAGGGACUAUUAUACUGGAAAUCCGCGAGGGUUUGGUUUUGUUCAGUUUGUGGAUCCUGCUGACGCUGCUGAGGCGAAAUAUCACAUGGAUGGCUAUGUUCUUCAUGGACGUGAGCUGACUGUUGUGUUUGCGGAAGAGAACAGGAAGAAACCUACUGAGAUGAGAGCUAGGGAGCGUGGUGGAGUAAGGAGGCGGAGUCCCCCUAGGUAUUCUCGUUCUCCUCCCCGUCGACGUGGUAGAUCACGGUCAAGGAGUGGUGGUUACUAUUCUCCUCCCCGAAGACAUCACCCAAGGUCUAUCUCUCCCAGGGAAGAACGAUAUGAUAGGGGGAGAUCAUACUCGCGCUCCCCCGCCUACAAUGGCUCGAGCGGUCGCAGUGUAACUCCAGCCAGAGGCAAGAGCCGCAGCAUAAGCCGUAGCCCAAGAAGAAGCAUAAGCCCGAGUCCUAGAAGAGGCGGCAUUAGCCCGAGUCCCAGAAGAAGCAUAAGCCGUAGCCCGAGCCCUAGGAGAAGCAUAAGCCAUAGCCCGAGAGGAAACAGGAGUCCAAGCCCUAGGAGAAGCAGGAGCUGCACACCUGAACAGGCCAGAAGCCGCAGCCCACCGCGUGGGGAGCAAUACGAAGACCGUUCACCAAGCCAGUGAUUUGAUUCUUCACUCUUUGGAUAUGCAUCAUCUCUAUGUUAUGAUUAUGUCUCUCUUUUUCUUAUCCUAAGACAGUUAUUAUGAUUUGAGAAAAGAUGAGAGAUCUAUGUAGUGUCGAACCUUGGCUUUGUUAUGUUAUUGAGGAUUGAAUAUUUUUAUGGUUUGAUGAUGUUGAGUCUUAUGGGAGAUUGUUAGUGUUA